Sinocyclocheilus rhinocerous is the source of this 3741-nucleotide messenger RNA. RefSeq names its product zinc finger and BTB domain-containing protein 2-like. Gene Ontology annotation, biological process: regulation of transcription by RNA polymerase II. The coding region runs from base 541 to 2133 and encodes 530 amino acids. NCBI's taxonomy places the organism in Eukaryota, Metazoa, Chordata, Actinopteri, Cypriniformes, Cyprinidae. The record is from RefSeq and is a predicted model, not a curated record. Gene Ontology annotation, cellular component: nucleus. The transcript is spliced from 3 exons. Gene Ontology annotation, molecular function: protein binding; DNA-binding transcription factor activity, RNA polymerase II-specific.
UCGCGCUCCAAAUAAUACGCGCAUUUCUCGUGAGCCCAUUUCUCUUGGCUGUAAAAGUGCAGUCUGUCAACUGAAACGCAAAUAGCCCUUCUGCGUGUAUCUGUCUCGACACGUUAUCUUCAUGUGGGGGUGGGUAGCGUGACCUACGGCAAUCCAACUCCACUAAAAUCCGUUUAUGUGUAACGUUCACCAACGAUCGUCGCCCCUGAAUGAUUGCUCAACAUUCAUCUCCGCCGCACCGUGAACACAUGAGGAGAACGACACCCGUAACGUUCACCAGUGCACUCAUUUGGCGGCUUUUAGCGCCAAAGACCGUUUGUUUUGGCAUCCCAGGGAAGUGAGUUUUACAACCGCUGUUUUUAAGCCCUUUUAGACAGUCAUGUGAUUGUAACGUAACCCGACCGGAAAACACCGACGACCAUCGCCGCCAAUGCUGCGUUUGAGAGGAACAGAGCAGCUGCGAGCCCAACGGACAAGUCCCCCGGUAACAGACAACAACUCACCCAACUCCACACACUCAAGCGGAGGAAAGGUGGAAGUAUGGAGCUGGCCAAUCAUGGUCUUAUCCUUCUGCAGCAGCUCAACGCGCAGAGGGAGUUUGGCUUCCUGUGUGACUGCACGGUCGCCAUCGGCAAUGUCUUUUUCAAAGCACACAAGGCCGUACUGGCUGCAUUCUCGAACUACUUCAGAAUGCUAUUUAUACACCAGGACAGUGACUGUGUUCGCUUGAAGCCUGCUGACAUUCAGCCCGACAUCUUCAGCUACCUCCUCAAUCUGAUGUACACCGGAAAACUGGCGACGCAGCUUAUCGACCCCGCUCGCCUGGAGCAGGGCGUCAAGUUCCUCCAUGCGUACCCUCUCAUUCAGGAGGCAAGUCUGGCUAGCCAUGCGGCUCAGGCACAUCCUGAGGUCAGCCUUCCCCUGUCGUCCUCUCUUUAUGGCAUUCAGAUAUCAGACCAACAGGCCACGCUGACAAACCGCCUCUCGGCAAGCACGCAUCUCUCUUCGCCGUUCGAUUUAGAAGGCAGCGGUUUGCUCGAUGGGAAGUGCGUUACCACAAACAAAGCUACCUCACUGAUGCGGCCUCUAUCCAAGCACAGGCAAGCUCUGUCAGAAACGGAGGUAGAAGCAUCGGCGAGCACCAGUCAGUUUGUGAGGGAAGGCGGCGAGACGGAAACAUCUGCAGGUGAAGCCCCGUCUUGCUCCCUGAGCGCCAACACCAUUCUGCAUGUGAAGCCCAGCAUCAUGAGAAGAAGUUCCUCUUUGAGGAAGCAUUAUACGUGCCAUGUCUGCGGGGGCCGCUUCAUCCAGCGAGGAGCCUUACGAGAGCACCUGCUUCUACACACCCAGGCUAUGCUGCCCCUGGUGUUAGAGUCCAUCAGUGCGGCUUCCCCCAUGCCGACCGGAGGUGCCGCUACGCCAGAGGUCGAAGAAGUCCUCAGAGGCAGCGAAGCUGCCGCAGCCACUCCCAUCAUCGUGGACGCUGCUAGUGACAGCGAGCAACAUCCUGAAACCGCCAUGCCCGUCCCAACAACAACUGCAGUCAGCCUGUGCUCUGCUCAGUCCCAGGCGGACACACCGCCGCCGUCCGAUAUCGCUGAUAUCGACAACCUAGAGGGUGCGGCUGACAUGGAGCGGGAAGUGAAGCGGAGGAAAUAUGAGUGCUCCACUUGUGGCCGCAAGUUCAUCCAGAAGAGCCACUGGAGAGAGCACAUGUACAUCCAUACGGGAAAGCCGUACCGCUGCAGCGCCUGCGGCAAGAGCUUCUGUCGGGCCAACCAGGCGGCGCGGCACGUUUGCAUGAAUCUGGGCUCAGAGCCAGCGUACACCAUGGUGGACCGACAGAGCAUGGAGCUGUGUGCCGCAGACGACUCCAGCCAAAUGGAGGCGCUGUUUCUCAGCUCUUCUGGGAGACCGUACAAAUGCAAUGUGUGUGAAAUGACCUUUUCCAGCCCCAAUGAGGUGAUCAAGCACCUGUGCUUCAACCAGGGUGUGCUCUCGGGCACAGCGGCUGGAGAAAUGGGCGUCAGUGGGCUGAACAGUGACAGCCUGGCCAAAGACGAAGGCUCGGAUUCAUCCAACGGUGGGCCGUUGAUAACGUCCAUCAAAACUGAGGAAGUCUUUGUGGAAUAGCUUCACAUUCAUCCACUUCAGAGUAUUGUUUUUUUUAAUUGUAUUGCAUUUGUGGGUAAAUUAUGAUCAGAAGUUAAGCUACAGAUGGGAAAUUCUGUUAUAUUGUUUCUUUUUUUCUGGGAAUUUUACUUCUACUGAAAAGUACUUCUACUUUCUGCUUUUUUUAAACACUCAUGCAUUCAUUUACUAUAUUUAUAACAGAUUUACAGUAGGUUUACUCCAGCAAGUCAAAUUUCUGCUUCGUUCUGUAUUGCUUUCAAGGGUUUUAUUGGUUACUCGAGUCAUUUGUAGUUUGUGUUGCGGUUAAAGCUCUUCCUCUGCCUAACGGUCUACAGGAAAAGGAUGUAGUGAACUGCUGAAAUCCUGUGUUUGUCACCGUGCAGAUGAGACGUAGACCUCAUUAGGUUGGAUUGGUAACUCGAUGGAGUAUUUAAAAUAUUAAAGCCACAAAAUGAUUAGUUCAUGGGUACAGCACCAAAAUUUCUUUUGAAAAUAAAAUGUCAUUUUCUGAGCAGCUAAACGUGGGUCCUGGUUUAGGAUGAGUAUUCACUACCUCAACCGGUAUCAGACAUGCAAUUAUCAGACUUACCUGAAAUUUGCAUCAAAGGGUCGAGGAUCAAAGUCAACUUUAUCUUCCAGUGCCUCCGAGGAGUUACACAGAUCUCAAAGUUUUUCUUUCUGACGCUGUUUCUAAUUUCUCAUUACAUGCUUUGGGUUAGCAAGAGCAAGGUGUAAUUGUAGAUAACCUUCAUGCAGUGCCAGAUUACCUGUCGAACAUCACUUAUAUUGUUCAUGUGACCCACGAUAUAUUUGCCUAAUUGUCAGUUUGUUACAGUGCUUUUUUUUUUUUUUUGUGCCAAUGCCACCUAAAUGAUAAACAUCCUUGCUGUAAAAUUGGUCGGCGGCAGCAGCUCAUCAGCAAUCUGGUUGUGUUGCUCUCAUUGUGGUUCAACAUGUUUACAGUUGUGCUGUGUGUGUGAAUUUAGAAAACACUGUGGCCAAUCGUACACAUGUGUAUAACAUUGCUUGAAGGGAGAUAUUUCUGUAACUGUUUGCCGAUUUAAUUUUGCCAUGAAAUGAUUUGCUUGAAUAUGCUCUUAAAUUCCUUUUUUUUUUUUUUUUUUUUUAUAUAACUUUUCUAAUUUUAUGUACAGUGCUUUAUUUACAAAGAAUUUUAUAAUCUCAGAGGUGGUAUAUUGUUCAAUGCAUUUACUGUAGAAUAUUAUCUAUUAUGGUGUAGUAGCACGUGUGUGUGUGUGUGUGUGUGUGUAUAUAUUUGUCAUCUCUGCAUUGGCUGUCUUUAUUUUCAUGAAACUGACAGUGAGGUCAUGCUGUAAAAGCACUGAUAUCUACUAAAGAUCCCUGACUACUUUCAUCAGUAUAUUUGUGCUACAUCAGGAAACUUCUGUCAUUUACAACCAGGGUGAUUUACAUUCAGUGCUAAAUAUUUCUUCCAUCUUUCAACCUUGUAGGAAUUUAUUGUAAGAGCACUGUGAGUUAAGUUACUACUGAAUAGUUAAUUAGAGCCCAGGAAUGACCAUUUGCUUCAUUUUGUUACAAUUUUUUUUUUUUUUUUUUAACUGUAAUGUUAAUUUUUCUUAUUUGUAA